AGCUUGCUUAAGUUUUUUCUCAUUCGAAGUCUCAGUUAGUCAAUUCCAUGUGCAUCAUAAAAUAAACACCUUUUGUUUCUUUUAAAUUAUUUUUCUAAUAUAAACUAUAAAUACCAAAACCCUAAACACAAAGUGAUUUACCCUAGACCCAAAGGGAACAUUGUAACCACUACUGUAAGGAUUCUAUUAAGCCUAAAAUUCACUGUAAAUAGGCCGCUCUAAUUUUACCAAAAUUUAAUUUAUUUUUCUAAAGUUGCACUUAAAAGAUGAACUUUGAAGUGCAAAAUGUGGGUUGUUGCAGGAGGAUAUUCCAAAGAUGAACUUAUUUCGUAUAAUUUGUUAGUAAAACUUAACAUGUUCAUGUUCUCAAAAUUUAACGUGUCCGCAAUUCACAACAGUAUAUUGUGUUAUAAACUCAAACUGAUACAAUAAAUGUAAUAUAAUACAAAUAAAACAUCUUGACAUACCUUAAAAAAAAUUAUAUCUAAUAACACAUCCAAUAACAAAACCCCACUCUGCACCCGAGUUUGAAUCUUUCUCCCCUUAGAAGAAAAAUAACAAAACCCCAUAACAUGUCACCAAAUCAAUACAUCCAAAAAAUAAAAAUAUAUAGACAAAAGAUUUUUCAAAAAGAAAAGAAAAACAAAUUGAUACAUAUAUAUAUAUACAUAACAACCCGAUAAGGCUCUAGCUUAGUAAAAGAAUCUUUCGUGGAUACAUGUACAUGGGAAAAGAUCUUAUACUCUCCUAAAAGUAGGCCACUUUCCAUGCCUUUCUUUCUUUCUAAUCGCUCAAACCUUUUCCUUCACUGACUUAAGAGACUGAUCUGGAGGAAUUGGUUAGCCUAAUUAAUCAGAUUUUCCAUCAAUUAAUCUGCUGCAUCAGCAAGUUUGGUGGUCAAAUUUAACUGCCAUGGCUACUCUUAAUCUUAAGUUUGAGCCAGAUUUUGCAGGUGUUUCAACACCAUUUUCAAAUUCACCGCCAACUCAUUACAUCCUAAAAGUAGAGUCCUUUUCGUCUUUAGAGACGCAUUCAGCGGGUAGAUUUGAGUCAGGGCAGUUCGAUGCUGGAGGAUACAAAUGGAAACUGGUGGUGUACCCAAAUGGAUACAAGCAGAAGAAUGUGGACCACAUCUCUGUCUACUUAGAAAUGGCUGGAGCGGAUUCACUUGAGACUGGUUGGGAAGUAUUUGUUGAUUUUAGGUUGUUUUUACUUGAUCAGAAUAAGGGAAUCUACUUGGUUCUUCAGGAUGCUAAUCUAAACAAAAUGUGCUUGCACGGGGCGAUGUUUGAAGUGGGUUUCGAUAGAGUUAUCCCUCUGAAUGCAUUUACUGAUUCUUCCAACGGCUAUCUGAUUAAUGAUACUUGUGUGUUUGGAGCCGAGGUCUUUGUUUGUAAAGAAAGAAGAGCUGGCAAAGCAGAACGCCUAUACACGAUCAAAAGUGCUAUGUACAAGCAUCCUUGGAAGGUUUAUAUACCUUUAAAGUUCAGACCUGAACUCUUGGAAUCAAAGCCAUUCUAUGCUGGAGGACAGACAUGGAAGAUACGUCUCUAUCCCAAGGGAUAUGGCAAAGGAAAGGAUACUCAUGUUUCUCUUUACUUAACAUUGGCUAAUCCAGAACCUGCCUCCAGAAUACUUACAGAAUUUACUCUGCGCAUCGUUAAUCAAUUGAAUGCGAAGCAUUUUUGUUGUAAAGGUUGUCGAUGGUUCAGUGCCUUGAGUCCCUCUUCCGGUUGCUCUAGGUUGGUUGCAUUUGACAUUUUGAAACAGUCAGACAAGGGUUUUUUGGUGAAGAGCAAUUGCUUAGUGGAGGCAGAGGUCACUGUCCAUGGAAUUUUUGCAGCAUUGUAGUCAGCUAAAGCUUGUCCUAACAGCCACUUGCUGUUGCUGUCAAACAGAAACGUUUCUCCAAUUCAAUAUUGGCAACACAACAACAGGAGAUAAUGAUCCUUAUUUGAAGUUGUUUUCUGGUGCUUCUUUAAACAACACACUUUGGUGUUAGUUUCUAUUUGCAAAUUAGAAUUUUAUCAUUUGUAUAUCAACAUUUUGAGCUUUGCUAAGCAAGUCGGAAGGAGAGUCUCU
This is a messenger RNA of Prunus avium (sweet cherry), 2082 nucleotides long. RefSeq lists its product as uncharacterized. Lineage: Eukaryota; Viridiplantae; Streptophyta; Magnoliopsida; Rosales; Rosaceae. The record is from RefSeq and is a predicted model, not a curated record. Gene Ontology annotation, molecular function: protein binding.